Eleginops maclovinus (Patagonian blennie) is the source of this 590-nucleotide messenger RNA. RefSeq lists its product as uncharacterized. The record is from RefSeq and is a predicted model, not a curated record. The transcript has 4 exons. NCBI's taxonomy places the organism in Eukaryota, Metazoa, Chordata, Actinopteri, Perciformes, Eleginopidae. The coding region runs from base 111 to 437 and encodes 108 amino acids.
GUUUAGGUCACCUUAUUCAGGUGUGGUAUCAGGUUUCCUGGGUGGGUGUGUGUGUGUGAAUCUCUGUGGACGUAUCACCUGUUUGGUAAAGUGAACGAGCAGGAGUCACCAUGGCAGGUGUGGAAGAAGUGAUAACAGCAAAGGAGGCUCAUUCCGAUGAGAUUAGUUGGCCCUGGAGCAAGAAAAAGGAUGACUCCAAGGACAAAAAGGGUUCAUCUGACAAAAAGGGUUCAUCUGACAAAAAGGACUCAUCUGACAAAAAGGACUCCUCUCACAAAAAGGACUCAUCUCACAAGAAAGAUGGGUCGAAGCAUGGAGACGACAAAGACAUCAAGAAGAAGGACAAGAAGAAAAAGGAACACAAGGAGGGUGAAAAAUCAGGCAACUCAUCCUCCUCUUCUUCCUCAUCUUCAUCCUCCAGCAGUGACGAGGAGUGAUGCAUCCUGGGACCGGACUGCUCUGUCGGUUCAUUACAAGUGUGCAAUAGUACCAACUUUUACAUCUGUCCUUUCUUUUGUGUUACAUAAACAUGCUGGUCUUGUGUAAACAAAUCUCCUGAUUCCUAGAAAUAAAUGUUCUGACAACAAAAA